AAGCUCCGCUAUUUUUCCUUUGUCAACAGAAGGCGCACUGACGUCGAACUUGCAAAAUCUUUGCGUGCAAAAUUUGAGCCAGAUCCUGUCCUUAUUAUUAGCAAUUGGACCCCAGGAAUGGCCCGUUACCACGAGCCAAUUCGUGGCAAGGGGCUGCAGGAAAUGCUAAUAGGCCAAGGAUUCACUGUUUGUUUGAUCGAUGAGUAUUGCACCUCAACGUUUUGCCCAGCAUGUAAGAGCAGGAUGGAGAAAUUUCACAAAAUUGAUGAUCCUCGUCUGAAGAAUCCCAAGCACAAGCACCACAAUUGUGACAUGGUUGCGGCGUUGAACUUUCACAUCAUCCUUAAUGCCCUGCUUACAAGCGAGCGGCCUCCCCGUUUUUUGCACAAAAAGGCAUCG
Messenger RNA from Kickxella alabastrina, 399 nucleotides. RefSeq lists its product as uncharacterized. NCBI's taxonomy places the organism in Eukaryota, Fungi, Kickxellomycota, Kickxellomycetes, Kickxellales, Kickxellaceae. The record is from RefSeq and is a predicted model, not a curated record. The transcript has 2 exons. The annotation marks the transcript as partial.